Bufo bufo (common toad) is the source of this 2016-nucleotide messenger RNA. It is a transcript of the gene GCNA, whose product is annotated as germ cell nuclear acidic peptidase. The transcript is spliced from 12 exons. Gene Ontology annotation, cellular component: nucleus. Bases 209 to 1948 code for a protein of 579 amino acids. Lineage: Eukaryota; Metazoa; Chordata; Amphibia; Anura; Bufonidae. The record is from RefSeq and is a predicted model, not a curated record.
GCGCGUCCUCCAGACAUCGCUCGUCCUUAUAACCCAGUCUGAGGGACAGAAACCGCUCGCACACAACAGCAGUUUCCUGUGUGCGGGCUUUUGAGUGUCCCGGAAGUAUUGCUGCGCCAGGCCGUGCAUUACCCGGAAGUAUAUAGAGGCUCCCCCUCCUGGUCCGCGGGAAGUUUAAAUCUUUGUUUUCCUGAUACGCUGCAGGGCCAUGGCUGCCGAGUCACAGAGCCUCCUGGAGAGGAUCGCGGGCCGACUACAGGGGGCUCAGGCUUCUAGGACAAGACAAAAGUCUCCACCCCGGCUACGGAGUCCAGAAGGCGAUUACAGUCCUCAGUUUCCUUGUGUACACGAGUUAGUCCUGACCGAUUCAGCAGAGGACAAUUCUCCUCCAAAGCAACUUUCACAGGAAAGCAAUAGGGCCAAACAACCAGAAUCCAAAUUUUCUCUGACAGCUAAUCUCCCCAGCUCAGUUCAAGAGAAACCAAGGUCCCGAAUAGUAGAAACAGAUUCCAGUGAUGAAGAGUUUGAGAAAUUUUUAACAGAACUAAAAACACCAAAAACCUCAACUAAAGUUGUGGAUAAACAGAACAGCUUGAAAGUGUUCAUUGUUGAAUCAGAUGAUGACUUUGAUUCAGUAUUUUCUAAAAGUUGGAAAACGCCUAAAACUAAAAAUGGAAUCAAGACCCAUGGUAAAGGAUCUAAAAGUUCUCAGGAAACAGUUGGAUCUCUGCAGUUGAAUUCUCCAGUGUUUAUCAGCGACAGUGAUGAUGAUUCAAUAGUUAUUAAAAGCACGUGGCGUGACAGACAUAGAACAGAUCGUAACAUAAAGACAGAUAAUGGAUCUACCUCAAAGCCUGUGAAGAAAACUGGCAAGGAAAAUAAUUCUAACAGUGAGGGUGGACAUGAUGCAAAGAAAUGGCCAGCUGGGAAUCGGCCCAAGAUCAUGACUUCUGGGAGCUCUGAUGAGGAGUUUGAAUGUCUAAUGGACCGCAUUAAAAACCGGACAAAGAACCAAACGCCUAGUUCAGCUGCAAGUAAAAUCAAACCAAAGACUGCUGCAACAGAACCAGCAAAAGUGCCAUGCUUUGAUCUAACAAACGCAAAGGAAAGGAAACCCAGAUCGCAGACAGACCUGUUUUCAAGUCCAUACUUUUCUAAAGAGAAAGUUCUGAAGGAACCGGAUUACUAUGUGGAGUGGACCCCUGCAGAGAAAAUGAGUCGUCUGUGUAAAGUAGAAGGCUGCUUCCUUGAAGAUCUGUCCUGUUCAACAUCCAUAUAUGUGAAGAGUUUCAAGCAAAGAAAACACGAGUUGACAACACGAUUGUACAACCUUUACAACAAAACCGUAUUUGAGCAGAAGCUUCCUGAGAAUUUAGAAAUAACUUGGAAUAAAAAGAUGAGAAAAACCGCUGGUUAUUGUGUUACGGGGCAGAAAAAGCAAACAUUGGAUCGCUAUGCCAGGAUAGAGUUAUCUGAGAAAGUUUGUGAUUCUGCAGAUCGACUCAGAGAUACGUUAAUCCAUGAAAUUUGCCAUGCUGCCACUUGGCUCAUUAAUGGAGUAAGAGAUGGGCAUGGGCAGUACUGGAAACUUUAUGCUCGAAAGUCCACAAUUGUACACCCAGAGUUACCAAUGGUGAGCCGAUGUCACACUUAUGAAAUAAACUACAAGUUCACCUAUGAAUGCUCACGUUGCAAAAACACAAUUGGACGCCACUCAAAGUCUCUAGACACAGAGAAAUUUGUCUGUGCUUUAUGUAAGGGAACACUUGUGCUACAGACCACAUCCCGAAAAGACGGAAGUCCCUCUGUUUAUCAGCUUACUCCAUUUGCAAAAUUUGUUAAAGAGAACUAUGGGUCUACAAAGAAAGAAAUGGCCGGAAUGAGCCAUGCAGAAGUGAUGCGGAAGCUUAGUUCUGAUUUUUCCAGCAAGGCAAAAAUUUCCAGUUGACUUUAUCAUGAAUGUGAACUUUUUUUUUAAAUGUGAAGUUGUGUCUUAAUUAUGAGACAUGUCAACCU